This is a messenger RNA of Equus caballus (horse), 3900 nucleotides long. RefSeq names its product actin filament associated protein 1 like 2 (gene AFAP1L2). Gene Ontology annotation, biological process: positive regulation of DNA-templated transcription; inflammatory response; regulation of mitotic cell cycle. Lineage: Eukaryota; Metazoa; Chordata; Mammalia; Perissodactyla; Equidae. Gene Ontology annotation, molecular function: SH3 domain binding; SH2 domain binding. Gene Ontology annotation, cellular component: cytosol. The record is from RefSeq and is a predicted model, not a curated record.
AGCCGCGCCAGGAGGUCCGGCCGCGAGCGUGACCUCACGGGGAGGGGCCAGCGCGGCGGCCCUGGGCGCGGAGCCGAGCGCCGAGAGCUCAGCGCCCGAGCCGAGCAGCGAGGAGCUCACGCCGUGGCCCCGAUGGAGCGGUACAAAGCACAGGGGUGUUGCUGUCUGGUGGUACAGAGAAGGAUCCUGCAGGUUUCUGCUUCCCUAGAGCAGCUGCUGACAGAGCUGGACGACUUCCUCAAGAUUCUUGACCAGGAGAAUCUGAGCAGCACAGCCGAGGUGAAGAAGAGUGGCCUGGCUGAGCUCCUCCGGCUUUACACCAAGAGCAGCAGUUCUGAUGAAGAGUACAUUUAUAUGAACAAAGUGACGGUCCACAAGCAACAGAAUGCCGAGUCCCAAGACAAAGUGCCCGAGGAGCAGAGCCCACUGACCAACGGGGAGCCCAGCCAGCACACCUCAGCCCCUCAGAAGAGUCUGCCGGACCUCCCGCCACCCAAGAUCAUUCCAGAACGGAAACAGCUCUCCAUCCCAAGGAUCGAGUCUCCGGAGGGUUACUAUGAAGAGGCUGAGCCAUAUGACACAUCCCUCAAUGGUCAUUCUGGCAGAUUUCCUCCCAGUGGAGUCCCCAGAUGGGGGCAGGUGCCUGAAGGAGUCAUUUACGCCACGAUCACCCUGGAGGACGGAGAAGCUGUGAGCAGCUCCUAUGAGUCCUACGACGAAGAGGAGAGCAACAAGGGCAAGUCAGCCCCCUACCAGUGGCCCUCGCCUGAGGCCAGCAUCGAGCUGAUGCGGGACGCCCGCAUCUGUGCCUUCCUGUGGCGCAAGAAGUGGCUGGGACAGUGGGCCAAGCAGCUCUGCGUCAUCAAGGACACCAGACUCCUGUGUUACAAAUCCUCCAAGGACCACAGCCCUCAGUUGGACGUGAACUUGCUGGGCAGCAGCGUCGUCCACAAGGAGAAGCAAGUUCGGAAGAAGGAGCACAAGCUGAAGAUCACACCGAUGAACGCUGACGUGAUCGUGCUGGGCCUGCAGAGCAAGGACCAAGCGGAGCAGUGGCUCAGGGUCAUCCAGGAGGUGAGCGGCCUGCCUUCAGAAGGGGUGUCCGAGGGAAACCAAUACACCCCAGAUGCCCAGCGCCCGAACUGUCAGAAACCAGAUAUAACUGAGAAGUUCCUGUCAGCCUCAGAGUAUGGAAGCUCCAUAGAAGGUCACCCUGAGGUUCCAGAGACCAAAGAUGUCAAGAAGAAAUGUUCUGCUGGCCUCAAACUGAGCAACCUAAUGAACCUGGGCAGGAAGAAGUCUACCUCACUGGAGCCUCCGGAGAGGUCCCUCGAGACGUCGAGUUACCUGAACGUGCUGGUCAACAGCCAGUGGAAGUCACGCUGGUGCUCCGUCCGGGACAGUCACCUGCACUUCUAUCAGGACCGGAAUAGGAGCAAGGUGGCCCAGCAGCCUCUCAGCCUGGUGGGCUGCGAGGUGGUCCCAGACCCGAGCCCAGACCACCUCUACUCCUUCCGCAUCCUCCACAACGGCGAGGAGCUGGCCAAACUUGAGGCCAAGUCUUCUGAGGAAAUGGGCCACUGGCUAGGCCUCCUGCUCUCUGAGUCGGGCUCCAAGACAGACCCAGAAGAAUUCACCUAUGACUACGUGGAUGCCGACAGGGUUUCCUGUAUUGUGAGCGCGGCCAAGAACUCUCUGCUACUGAUGCAGAGAAAAUUCUCAGAGCCAAACACUUACAUCGAUGGCCUGCCCAGCCAGGAUCGCCAGGAGAUGCUGUAUGAUGACGUGGAGAUGUCGGAGCUGUCGGCCACGGUGGAACCCACCGAGGAAGCCACCCCUGCCACAGAUGCUCUGGACGAGAGCGGGCCCGACCGAGUGUACCUGGACCUGACGCCCGUCAAGUCCUUCCUGCACAGCUCCGGCAGUGCACAGGCCCAGGCCCCCUCCCCACCACUGUCCCACCUGGACCCUCUGGCCGAGGCCCUCCCUGCAGACCCAGGCCCAAGCCCCACCCCAGAUGAGGCCCUCGAGAUGUCUCCAGAAACCCCUGAGUUGCAGCAGAUGCAGCAGGAGAAUCUGGAGUCUGAGGAGCCUUCCCUGAGAACCACGAUGGUCAAAAUCCAGACUGAACAGCAGAAAAUCUCCUUCCCAUCCAGCUGCCCCGACGCUGUGGCCCUCACCCCAGCUGGAGCCAGCCCACCUGUGAAGGACAGGUUGAGGGUGACCACUGCAGAGAUCAAACUUGGCAAGAACAGGACAGAAGCUGAGGUGAAGCGGUACACCGAGGAGAAGGAGAGGCUUGAGAGGAAGAAGGAAGAAAUCCGGGGGCACCUGGCUCAGCUCCGGAAAGAGAAACGGGAGCUGAAAGAGACCCUGUCAAAAUGUACAGACAAGGGAGUCCUGGCCAGCCUGGAGCAGAAGCUGAAGGAAAUGGAAGAGGAGUGCAGGAUCGAGGAGAGCAGGCGUGUGGACCUCGAGCUCAACAUCGUGGAGGUGAAGGACAACCUGAAGAAGGCCGAGGCCGGGCCCGUGACGCUGGGCACCACUGUGGACACCACCCACCUGGAGAGCGUGAGCCCCCGACCCAAAGCUGCCACCCCCACCCCCGCCCCAGACUGCACCCCAGUCAACUCUGCAACAGCGCUCAAGAACAGGCCCCUUUCGGUCAUGGUCACAGGCAAAGGCACCGUCCUCCAGAAAGCCAAGGAAUGGGAGAAGAAAGGAGCAAGUUAGGAAACAAGCUUCAUCUAAAGACUCUCCUGUCAAUACGGACCUUGGAGACAAUCUGACUUUGUUCAAGUCUUCAUUAAAGCAGCAACUCUGUGAAAGGGUGAGUCUGUUUAGAAGAAAAAGUAAUGAUUCGGGUACUAUGAAUGGAGAGCUUUGGCUAAGAAGAGGCUCUGUCGCUUUUCAGAGCCAAAGGACAUAAUACAACAAAAAAAGAAGGCUUCUUUGGAGACCUAAGUCUAUUGGAUGCAAACAAGACAUUGCUGUAUUUAGGGGUAUUCUGUGUUUCCUCUUUGAAGGUUUUCAUCAAUUGCUUUAUCAAGCUUUUUAAGUAGUGAAAAGCUUCUGCUGUUGAGACUGGUGGAAGAGAAAUCAAGGUAGCAGGGCCCUGGCCCACUGGUCAUGUGGCUUUGGUGACUGAGAAGACCCAAACUCCUGACUGUCAUCUCUUAGCAGUGUUGGAGGUUAAACCAUCCUUGCCUUCAAGUUUCUUCUCUCCAAUAGUAGCAGGCCCAACUCCAUCUUCCGUGAUUUUAAACAGCAUUAAUACCAUCUAUGAUAUGCUUUUUAAGAAAUGGUAACGGGAAAAUAUUUGGGACCAAGCUGAGGCACUGUCUCCACUAAGUUAAAGACUUUCUUUCAGCCUAAAGCAGUCCUGAAUCAAUUGCUCUUAAAUAAAUUUUUAAGUGAUGCUGUAUUAUAUAAAAAAAAAAUGUUUAAAAUCCUGUAAUUUAGAACAGUGAAAAAUGUCUUUUGAGAUUUAACUGACUUUUUAUAUUACCAUAGAAAAAAAGAUUAUCCUGUGUUUACAGAUUCAGUCCUGUGGCCAUGAUGUUUAAGGGAAGAGUUAUUCAAUAUAAUGUCUUAGUCCCUGUUUUUUAAGUUGUGCUUAAUGUCCAAAAGUGGUGACUUUUGUUUCCUAAAAUUGGUAGUGCUCUCUCCGGGUGGCACUGUUUUUUAACACAGGUUGAAACAUUUCAUCUCUCAUCUCUGCCUCGUUGCUGGGGGUUCUGAAUCAGAGUUCUCCAACACUGGUUCCUGAGAACUAAAGGUCUUUUGAUUCUUAUGGUCUUUCUAAUCCCAGGGCAUUUCUUUCUUUGUCAUAAACACUUGGUCUCCCUUUACCAAGUGGUUAGAAUUUUUUUUUUAAUAAAAUAUUAAUUGUGUUUUGGG